Messenger RNA from Ambispora leptoticha, 588 nucleotides. The record is from the annotation of a GenBank genome assembly. Lineage: Eukaryota; Fungi; Glomeromycota; Glomeromycetes; Archaeosporales; Ambisporaceae.
AUGCAGUAUGGGAAUUAUUGGAAAAUAACACGCGCAAUUCUCGUUCAAAAUAUUCGUCAGAAUGUUAUAGACACUGCAUACAAGCCAAUAAUGUACAAACGCGUGAAAGAAUUCAUCAGCGUUCUCCACAACAAAUCAAAUAAUGGAGCUAAAGCCUUUGAUCCCGGAUCCGACAUCUCUUUUGUGAUCAACUGCACGCUCGCACUAAUCAUUUUCGGAUAUCAUUCGGAAAAGGUAAACGACGAUAAACUUAUAAGAGAUUACACAAAAGUCGUGCAAGAAUCGGGGCGAUUUUUCUCUGGUCUAGCGGUAUUUCUGGAUUUUUUCCCGUUUUUUCAAAAUUUUCCUUUUUCGAAAAAGUUUCAGCGGGAAGUAAUUGAUCAUCGAACUCAAAUGACAAAAAUUUCUGCGGAAAUCUUUGCAAUACAAAUCCUAACCAUUUUGAUUGGCUACACACUUUCAGCUUUUUCAGUAGAACUGGAAAAAGAUCCAGUUACCGGGUUUAAAAAGCUAAUUAAUCUUGAAAGUAUUGGUAAUAGUUUUGAAAGCAUUGCAGAGAAUUAUAAAGUUUUUUUUAUUCCACGAUAA